UACAGUUCACAUCCAGUAGUCAUGUCAGUCAGCGUCCAUGAGAACCGUAAAUCCAGGACCAGCACCGGCUCAAUGAACAUCUUGCUGUUCCACAAAGCCUCCCACUCAGACUGUGUCUUGUCUCACCUCAAUACUAUGAGAAAGCACUGCAUGUUCACUGAUGUUACACUUUCUGCAGGGAAUAAAUCCUUUUCAUGUCACCGAGCAGUGUUAGCUGCUUCCAGUAGAUAUUUUGAAGCCAUGUUCAGCAAUGGCCUUCGUGAGAGCUUAGGGGAUGAAGUUAAUUUUCAUGAUAGCCUCCAUCCAGAGGUGUUGGAGCUGCUGCUAGACUAUGCUUACUCAUCCAAGAUCAUUAUCAAUGAGGAGAAUGCAGAGUCCCUCCUGGAAGCUGGAGACAUGUUGCAGUUUCAUGAUGUCCGAGAUGCAGCUGCUGAGUUCCUUGAGAAGAACCUUUGUCCUUCCAAUUGCUUGGGAAUGAUGGUCCUUUCAGAUGCCCACCAGUGUAAGAGGCUUUAUGAGUUCUCUUGGAGGAUGUGCUUGGUCAACUUUGAGACAAUCCACAGGAGCGAUGACUUUAACAAGCUCUCGAAGGAUACACUGCAGGACUUAAUUUCCAGUGAUGAGCUGGAAAUUGAGGAUGAGGAGAAGGUCUUCAAGGCAGUUAUCCAUUGGGUGAAAUAUGACUUAGACAAGAGGAAGCCUUUUCUCCCAGAGCUGCUAAAGAACGUGCGAUUGGCAUUGCUGCCUUCUGAAUGCCUCAAAGAAGCCAUGGCCUAUGAGGAGCUGAUCACAGCAGAGGAGGAGAACAAGGAAAUCAUGGGUGAGGCACUUCAGUGCAAGAAGAAAAUCCUGCAGAAUGAUGGGGUGGUCACCAGUCCUUGUGCCAAGCCCCGCAAAGCUGGGCAUACUUUGCUCAUCUUAGGUGGACAGACAUUCAUGUGUGACAAAGUUUACCAAGUAGACCACAAAGCAAAAGAGAUCAUCCCUAAAUCAGACCUACCCAGCCCACGGAAAGAGUUUAGUGCAUGUGCCAUUGGCUGCAAAGUUUACAUUACUGGAGGGAGAGGCUCAGAAAAUGGUGUAUCCAAGGAUGUCUGGGUCUAUGACACAGUUAAUGAAGAGUGGUCCAAAGCUGCCCCGAUGCUUAUCGCUCGAUUUGGACAUGGUUCAGCUGAGCUAGAGAACUGCCUCUAUGUUGUGGGUGGUCACACCGCAGUGGCGGGGGUCUUUCCUGCUUCUCCUUCUGUUUCGCUGAAGCAGGGGGAGAAGUAUGAUCCGGUUGCCAACAAAUGGACCAUGGUCGCUCCCCUGAGGGAUGGUGUCAGCAAUGCUGCAGUUGUAAGUGCACGGCUCAAGCUCUACGUUUUCGGUGGAACCAGCAUUCACCGCGAUAUGGUGUCCAAAGUCCAGUGCUACGACCCAACCGAGAACCGGUGGACUAUCAAAGCCGAGUGCCCCCAGCCCUGGCGUUACACGGCGGCUGCUGUCUUAGGCAGCCAGAUUUUUAUCAUGGGUGGAGACACAGAAUACACUGCAGCCUCCGCUUACCGUUUUAACUGUGAAACAGACCAGUGGACACGGAUCGGGGACAUGACAGCCAAGCGGAUGUCCUGCCAUGCAUUGGCUUCAGGAAACAAGCUUUAUGUGGUGGGGGGCUAUUUUGGGACACAGAGAUGCAAAACACUGGAUUGCUAUGACCCUACCUCAGAUACCUGGAACUGUAUCACCACAGUGCCUUACUCCCUCAUCCCCACAGCUUUUGUUAGCACUUGGAAACACUUACCGGCCUGACAGUCAA
This is a messenger RNA of Candoia aspera, 1798 nucleotides long. It is a transcript of the gene KLHL25, whose product is annotated as kelch like family member 25. Lineage: Eukaryota; Metazoa; Chordata; Lepidosauria; Squamata; Candoiidae. The coding region runs from base 22 to 1791 and encodes 589 amino acids. The record is from RefSeq and is a predicted model, not a curated record. The transcript has a single exon. Gene Ontology annotation, molecular function: protein binding.